Molecule: messenger RNA, 903 nt
Organism: Trypanosoma brucei brucei TREU927
Lineage: Eukaryota; Euglenozoa; Kinetoplastea; Trypanosomatida; Trypanosomatidae
Exons: 1
Coding region: 1-903 (300 amino acids)
Molecular function (GO): Hsp70 protein binding; Hsp90 protein binding
Source: RefSeq, a predicted model, not a curated record
AUGAGUUACGAGAUACAACCCAUAUUGAAGGGGACGAAACGCGACCCAGCAACGCGGAAGUACAACAGGGCAGCGGGAAAGGGUCCUUUUGGUGCCUUCCCCCCAGGCUACGCUCCCAAGCAGGAGAAGCCCAGCAUCCCUAUCGAGGGACCGGUAGCGGUGCAAGGUGUGCGCUUCGCGUAUAAGGGAACCGUUCAGCGCACAGGUGGCACCACGACAUCCUUGUAUAAGGGUCGCCAACAACAUGAGAGUGCAGUCGCCUUUACUACCAACGGUGCCGGUGACAGCAAGCCACCCAAAGCGGGUGCAUUCAAGCGUCGAUUGAUACCACCCACUGAGUUCCGUCGGUACUAUGAUCGUGGAGACUUGCCGUUGUCUGUUGCUCAUGGAAACCGCCCCACUAUUGACUGGAAGGUAGAUGUGGAAAGGCUUGAUUAUCACCAUUAUCUUCCUAUAUUCUUUGAUGGGAUUCGUGAGACGGAGGAGCCGUAUAUGUUUCUUGCGAGACAAGGGUGUUUGGAUCUGCUAAAGCGUGGUGGUCCCAAGAUACUCCCAACAAUCCCUCAGCUGAUUAUUCCCAUAAAAACUGCUUUAAACACGCGGCACCCGGAGAUCAUUUGCGCAACGCUUCGGAUUCUUCAACAACUGAUUGUCAGUGGUGAUCUGAUUGGUGAGGCCUUGGUUCCUUACUACCGUCAGAUACUUCCUAUGUUUAACCUCUUUAAGAGCCGCCACAAGAAUCGAGCCCGUGGAGAUGCCAUUGAUUUUGGACAAAGGAAGCGCGACGAUGUCGGCGAUUUGGUUAUUGAGACACUUCAGCUGUUGGAGGUUCAUGGUGGCGACGAUGCGUAUAUCAACAUCAAAUAUAUGGUGCCGACGUAUGAGAGCUGUAUUUUCAGUUGA